ACGAGAGGUUAGUUUAACAAAUGUAUGUUGAUGUCGAAGAAAGCCGGUCUAUCUCAUUGAAUAAAGACGUAUUUUUAAUAAGUUAAAUAUAUUUUCACAUGUUACUUCGGAUACAUAAGUUAUACGAACAAAUUUGGAAUAGUCUUUUCAAAUGGAGGACAUAAUCGAUACGAAAGAAAAUUUGGCGCAAUCUAUACGACUUUUAAAUCAAGAGACUACACAGAGAAAAUCAUUUUUAAGGUUAAGUACAAAGAGUACCACGCCAAAGAGGAUAUCCUUGCAACAAAAUACUCAACCUCGCAAGGAUGAAGAUACAAAUCAACUUAAUGAUACACACAGCCCGAGAAUAUCUUCUAGGAAUUAUCUUAAUACAAAGGUAAUGAAGGGUCACAAUUAUUCAGACGUAGAUACAUCUUUGACCGUUGCACCUCAUGAAAUACGUGAUAUAAUGGCAUGUUCAGAAAAAAAUGAUAUGACCCUACGGGAGAUCAUGGAAGAUAGUAGUGUAACAGGAAUAAUUUUGAAAGCAAACGAACCAUGGCGUGAGGCUAAUACAAAAUUGUACUAUGAUUUUUUACAAUGCGUGCAAGCACAUCUUUCUGAAUUACAAGUAUUCGAUACCAUUGCAGAUUUUAUACAAAGUUGUACAGACACUUUGGAAAUAAUUAGAGGCAUGCAAGCUAAGGUUGAAAAUACAGUGAUAUCUUCCGAAGAAAUAUCAUUAGAAAAUGAAAGAAAUACUUGGAGACUUAUAUAUUGCCUUUAUCAAAAUAGGAUAAAUACAUCAGAAUUUGAUGCUCAAAUGGAAGAUAAUUCAGAAGUUACUUAUAUCUCGGAAAAAAAUGUAAUAAAUCAUUUAUAUAAAACUGAGAGUCAGACAAGAGAAUAUCAAUUAAUUAUAGAUUGGUUAGAAAAAAAUGCAUUGGAUCAAGCUAAUAGAUCACCAAAUAUAGAAUGUUUUACCGAUAAAACUGUUGCUUGGGAAAAUACAUUAUAUCAAUUGCAAAAUAAAAAUUUGGGAAUGGCUUUUGGAUCUUCUAGACCGUUAGUAUCUUCUAUGGAUCCUGAUGCUCCUAUAAGAGAAGGCAAACCAUUGCAUGAUUUAGAUAGAGAAGAUGAUACUAGACUUGAAAAACGAAUGUUUAUAGAAGUACGUUGUGGUCGUCUUCAAAAAGCACAAGCUUUAUCUAUUCAUUGUGGUCAACCAUGGAGAGCUGCAUGUUUAUUAGGAUGGAUACCGCAUCAUGAUCCAAAUUAUAACAAUCCUUUGACAGAUACCAAGGUACCUAUUGUAGGUAAUCCUAAUAGAGAUCUUUGGAAGCUAUGUGCUUGGGAACUUUCGCAGGACAAACGUAUCGGACAGUUUUAUCGUGCCAUUUAUGCUAGUCUUUGUGGCAAUGUUCAACAGUUGCUACAAAUUGCUUUGUCUUGGCAGGAUGCAUUAUGGGGUUACAUGAAGGGUCUUUUGGAUGUUAAAGUUGAAGCAGAAGUGAGAGAUACAAUGCCAAAAAAUUACACAGCCAUGCCUGAAGAAUACUGGAAGAAUAACAUUUCGUUAGAAGAAAUAUUUAAAGAGCUUCAUGCUUCAAAAAAUGAAUUGAUACGUGCUCAAGCUAAUAAACCAGAUCAUCUUAUACAAAAGUAUUUAAUAUUAGAUCAGAUUCCAAAGUUAAUGGAAGAAGUUGAAAGUAUGAUAGAUCUAGGGACCUGUGAUCCACAAUUUUUAAGAUUUUUAGCACAUUUAAUUCUCUUUUUACGACAAAUUGGAAAAAAUACAAAGGAUAAAAUAGGAGAUAAAGUAUUACAGGCUUAUGUAAGAAUACUUAUUAGAAUGGGUGAUCCAAUCUUGAUUGCAUUUUAUACAGCUACUUUACCACAAGAAGAUCAAAUAUCAAAUUAUGCCUCAUAUUUAGAAAAUGUUACGGAUUACGAGCAACGUAAGAGAUGUUUAGCUGCUGCAGAAGAUGCCAAUUUGAAUGUUGAAGCUAUUACAAAGACAGUUGUGGAAAGUAUACGUCAAAAGAAAACGGAGAUCAAAUCAGAUGAUUUAAAAGGUACUAUCACAGAUGCGGACAUGGAGAAGGUCAAUGCUUUGGAUUGGGUUAUUUUCUAUCAGAGCCAACGAGAGGAAGCAUUGUGGCAAACUAAUGCACUGAUAAGAUAUUUUCUUACCAAUGAAAAACUUGAUGCUGCACGGAAAGCUUUCAAUAAAAUUCCACCAGAUUCUAUUGAAUCAGUUAUGGCUGAAUAUCCAACUAUGGAAAGUACGCUUGCGAACCUUACAAUAACUGAUAAUUUAUCAAAAAGAGCAGCGAAUGCUAUUAGAGAAUAUUUAUGUUAUAAAACAUAUCUUGAUGCACAGGAAGGUUUUUCAGAAUGGUUUUCUCAUUUCCAUCAUGGUAAACCAACUCCAUUAGAAGAUCUACCAGCUUAUGCGACAUUUACAGAAAAAGUUGCUUAUGAUCAUAAGAAGGCUCAAUAUAAUACAGAAUUAGAUAGAUGGAAAUGUACUAUGCAACAUCAUACCAAAGCAGUUAAACAGCUUUUAUUUAACGUUCUUUUAUUUCCCGAUGGUGGUUGGCUCGUUGAUUCCAAUAAUAAUUCAGAUGAAGUUGAUGUUAAUUCAGAUGAGCCAUCUAUACCGGAAGAAGUAUUAAGGGAACAUCAAUUGAAAAAAUUACGCGAAUUAUGCAUUCCCAAAAUUGCACUCUUGUUACACACUGUCAUGUCUGAAAUGAACGAACAUGCUGGUUGUAUACAAUUAGCUGAUAUUCUUGCGUGUGAACAAUACCAAUUGUUUGAAGUAUUCCCUAAGGGACGACUUCGUGAAAUAUUUAAAAAAAUUUGUGAAUCUUCUCUCAUUCUGAUGGAUCAGAAAAAAGAUCCAUGGGGAUAUCCAAAGUAAUAUCUCUGUAAAAUACUAUUGUAAUUUUGUUUAAGAAGAAUUCUCUUUUGUU
Molecule: messenger RNA, 2957 nt
Organism: Vespa velutina
Lineage: Eukaryota; Metazoa; Arthropoda; Insecta; Hymenoptera; Vespidae
Gene: Nup107
Product: nuclear pore complex protein Nup107
Exons: 6
Coding region: 152-2905 (917 amino acids)
Biological process (GO): post-transcriptional tethering of RNA polymerase II gene DNA at nuclear periphery; regulation of DNA-templated transcription; mRNA export from nucleus
Cellular component (GO): nuclear pore; nuclear pore outer ring
Molecular function (GO): structural constituent of nuclear pore
Source: RefSeq, a predicted model, not a curated record